AUGACAAUCAAUGUCAUUGUCAUUGUCAUCAAUAUCGCUUUACGUUUAAAUGUAGGAGGUGAGGAAAAUAGUAAAAUACAACAACAGCAACAACAGAAAUCAUUGAAAAAUAUAGAAUAUAUACAAAAUCAUCCGAAUAACUACUUCAAUCCGAUCAAUAGAAUCAGAAAGAGUCAGGAGCAGAUCGAUACAUCGACGGAUAGCAAUAUCAUUCCACCCUAUAAAAAGUUGGCACAACAUCAUCAUCAACAACAACCUUUAACAUAUAAUAAAAGUAAUGAUAAGAUGACUGUGACCCCUGUUAUGACAUUAGUUCCAUGGUCAUGGAAACCAGAAUGGUCUGCAACACUUUUAUCAAAUAAUGGUUUGACAGCAAAGGAUCAGGGAAUGGGCAAGGCAUGGACAACCUCUGUAGCAUUGACACCGAUUCCGCCUGGUACCGGCUAUUAUUACUAUGAAAUAAAGGUUGACUUUUGUAAUAUAUCGAAUAAUAUAAAAAUUGAUGGUCAGGAAGCAUGUAAAACCGAACCGUUUACAAAGGAUGACCUCAUCGGUAUGUGUGUCGAUACUCAUACCAACUCGAUUACCUUUUAUAAAAACCACAAGAUGGUCGGUAUGCCCUUUGAGGGUGUUUUGGCGCAGCUGUUCGACACCAACUCUGAGAACGACCAGUCGAUACACCAAGAGUUGUAUCCUGCUGUAUCACUCAUCAAAGACAACACCAUAUCAAUCAUUCCAAAUCCAACCAUUAAUAACAACCCAUCAACAACAACAAUAACAAACAAUGAACUACUUGUAAAUAAUCAACAACAACAACUACAAUAUCAUAGUAAUAUAUCAACUGGUGAACAAUCACAAUCUUCAUCAUCAUCUUCUUCCUCCACUUCCUCUUCAGAUUUGACUUCUUUAGUAUCACAACAACAACAACAGCAACAGCAACAGCAACCACUACCAUAUCAACCACUACCAAUGAUGGUGACAACAACAACAACUACAACUACAACGAAUAACAAUGGUGUAUCACUUCUUGCUCAUCCUCAACAGUUGACAGAUUCAUCACAAUCCAUUAAAGCUAUGAGUGCUAUGGCUAUUAAUAAUAAUAAUAAUAGUAAUAAUAGCAGUGGUGGUGCUUCAACAACAACUACCACCACAGUCAUACCACCAACGUUAUUAGUCAAUAAUAAUUACAACACUAGCAACAAUAGUAUUAGUAGUAGCAAUAACAAUGUCAAGCCACCACCUACACCUCCUUUAGUUAGUGACCCAGGAAAUACAUGUCCGGUUUGUGGAAUCUCAUUAAAAACUGUUGGAAAAGACUGGGCCACUGUAAAUAGACAUAUAGACGAGUGUUUAACAUUGAGUUUAUUAGAUAAUGAACAAGGUUCCAAGAUAUUCAAGAUCACUUGUCCAUAUCCAGGAUGUAAAAAACCAAAUCAAUUAUCUAAAGAUUUUGUAGUUCAUUGUAGUGAUUCACACUUUUUGGAAAAUAAUCACAAUCUUGAAUGUCCACUUUGCAAUACUAAAACAUCUAAUCUUAUCAGUCAUCUCAGCAAAAAGCAUAUUGUUUUACCAGUUAAAAAAGAAUCUUUUGUUGGUGUUGGAUAUUCCACAAAUAUAUUGGACCAUGAUUUAGGCGAUCUUGAGUGUCCAAUUUGUUUAGAAGAGUUUUAUAAGGGACAGAAUGUUGCACGUUUGGAGUGUUGGUGUAUUUUUCAUACAGACUGUAUAUCUGGUUAUCUCUUGAAGGCAAAGAAGUGCCCAGUUCACACAUAA
Molecule: messenger RNA, 1773 nt
Organism: Heterostelium album PN500
Lineage: Eukaryota; Evosea; Eumycetozoa; Acytosteliales; Acytosteliaceae
Product: C2H2-type zinc finger-containing protein
Exons: 8
Coding region: 1-1773 (590 amino acids)
Molecular function (GO): protein binding
Source: RefSeq, a predicted model, not a curated record